UGAAAACAUGGGAAAUGAGGAGAGAAAAAUGGAAGUUGCGUCUAAAACUCAAACCCCCAUACAGUCCCUGAUGAACCAGCGGGGAUUUUUACUGCUCUGGAAGCAGAUGGAAGUUUUUAAAGAGAGCUGGACCCAACGACAGAUGGGUGUUGAGACAAUAAACAGCCCUGCACAGUUUAAACACUUUUCUCAGCUUUACAGGGUGGAGAUUUACUUUCCCAGCAUGCAAGCUCUGGCCCAGCAGAUGGAUAAGGAGAAGGAAUAUGAGAUUGUGCUAUCUCAGAGUCAGUCUGUCCUCCCACCAGCUGGAGCAGCAGAAGUUGACGUCAAAACGUGGCAGUUACUGAGACUCUUGGAGAUCACGGAGUGUGACAUGAUCCGAGCUCUUCAGAAGAGGAUUAACAGUGAAGUGACUCUAGUGAUGUCGGAGCGCUCUCGGCACGACCCGGGACUCCCCACAGAACUGUGGAAACGGCCUUCAAUGAAGCACAGCGUCUCUCUAGAGAGACCUCAGAUUGUGGAGGAUUUCAUCCAGCGGUUGAUGAACGGUGCUGAGGGUGAGACCGAUGGACAGGUGACGUUCUCCAGCACUCAUCUGCAGGAGUGUUUGACUGAACUGGCUUGUGAUGUGAUGAGCCGUGAGCGGAGUGUCUUCCAGAGCUAUUCUCAGUUUUAUGAGCAGAUCCUUCAACAGCAGGAACAACUACUCUACCAGAGAGAGCAGGACAUUAAAGAACUAGAGGCCAAAGAAACGCAGGCCAGUGACCCCUACAGAAAGGUGGCGGACGUGUGUCGGGGGAUGAUGAUUGACAUCACGGCUCUGCGUGCCAGAGUAAGUCAACUGGAGGAGGAGAAGAGAAGCUUAGAUCAACAUCUCAACCUCAAACACAGAGAACGCUAUGACACGCUGGUCCGCCAGCUCUUUUCCUCAUGCGUUCUUUUGAAGUCACGUCUUGACAAAUACCACAUGAAUAUGGACCAAGAUGUGCGACAGCUGGUGAGCAGCGUGAGGAAAGAAGGCGUGGACAGGAUCAUCAAACUGAAAAAUAAAUUGUCCUCCACUAAUGAUAAUGAGACCCUCAUUCACACACUUCAGGAGAAAGAGGUAUUAGAAGAUCUUCAUGCAGAGAACAGCAAGCUAGCUGGACUUCUGUGUAAACUGAGAACCUUCAGCCACUGGAGGCUGGUGAUCGGUCAAGAGAAGCUGCAAAAAGAGCUGCUGCAGUGGCAACUGAAUGAGGUGUCAUGUAAAACCGAAGCACUUAAAUUGAAGAUGAUCUCAGAGCAGCAGGAGAUUGUUCAGAAAGAAGAGCUUGAUGCUGUGAAGGAGGCCAUGCUACAGUCUAAGAGUGACUAUGAGCAGAUGAGGAGACAGAUCAUUCAGCAGUCUCAGAAGCUGCAAGACGUGGAGCAUCGCUCUACACGAGACGCACAAAGCCGACAGGAGCUGGAGAGCCUGAAGAGACAGAGCCUGGAGCAGCUGCAGGAAGAUGUGCAGGACAGAGAGAGUCAACUCAGGACUCUGAGCGCACAACUCGAGAAAAACAGCAAAGAGACGGAGCUAUGGCAACAGCGCAGACACAAGCAAAUCAAACAAGUGAGAGGUCAGCUUCAUCAGGAGCGGAGCCUGAAACAGGAGGCGUUCCAGCAGGUCGACAAACUACAAAGUCAGAUGCACAAUUUUGAGGCAGCAUUGUGCAAAUCUACAUUUGCUUCAGGACGCCAAAGCUCCUCUUCGAGAAGGCUACAUUUAAGAAACACAUCGGCAGGAUUGCUCAGGAACAACUCAGUUAUGUCUACAAACAGUAGCUUUAUAAACACAAUCGAUGACCUCAACAAUGAAUCUGGUUGGAUAGAGUCUUGGACACCUCUUGAUAGACCCAAAACAUAUUCCAGUCAUCUUCGUCUGGACAUUUCAGAGGCGCUGUUACCCAGUCUUCCUGAUGGAAUCGCAUCUUCCAACCACCAGUCAUACCAUAAUCUUAGAUUGGGUCACAAGUAAAUCAUCUGAAACCUCACAAACUUAGACCUUUUGACACUUGUAUUGAUAGAGAUUGUAGAGAGACGACAGGAUAUUAGAGGAGAGAAUGGAGGUAGUUGUAAGUUGGAUCUGAAAACGUCUCGGUUACGGAUG
Molecule: messenger RNA, 2134 nt
Organism: Pimephales promelas (fathead minnow)
Lineage: Eukaryota; Metazoa; Chordata; Actinopteri; Cypriniformes; Leuciscidae
Source: RefSeq, a predicted model, not a curated record